Messenger RNA from Loxodonta africana (African savanna elephant), 11194 nucleotides. RefSeq names its product aldehyde dehydrogenase 1 family member L2 (gene ALDH1L2). Gene Ontology annotation, biological process: biosynthetic process; 10-formyltetrahydrofolate catabolic process; one-carbon metabolic process. Gene Ontology annotation, cellular component: cytoplasm. Bases 121 to 2892 code for a protein of 923 amino acids. The transcript has 23 exons. The record is from RefSeq and is a predicted model, not a curated record. Gene Ontology annotation, molecular function: formyltetrahydrofolate dehydrogenase activity; aldehyde dehydrogenase (NAD+) activity. NCBI's taxonomy places the organism in Eukaryota, Metazoa, Chordata, Mammalia, Proboscidea, Elephantidae.
GCCCAGAGUCGCCGAGGCCGAGAGCAGAGAGCUGGGUCGCCCGGGACCGCGAGGCUGUAGACUGCACCCAGGCUGAGCUCCCGGUCGCCCGCCUGUCCGAGCGGAGCGCUCCUUUCCACCAUGCUGCGGCGGGGCAGCCAGGCGCUCCGGCGCUUCUCCACCGGACGGGUUUAUUUCAAAAACAAGUUGAAGUUGGCACUUAUCGGUCAGAGCCUCUUUGGCCAAGAAGUCUACAGCCACCUCCGGAAAGAGGGCCACCGUGUAGUGGGAGUGUUCACGGUUCCAGACAUGGAUGGAAAAGCUGACCCACUGGCUUUGGCUGCAGAAAAAGAUGGGACCCCUGUGUUCAAGUUCCCUAGAUGGAGAGUCAAGGGCAAGACCAUCAAGGAAGUGGUGGAAGCCUACAGAUCUGUGGAUGCCGAGCUCAACGUGCUUCCCUUCUGCACACAGUUCAUCCCCAUGGAUGUCAUUGAUAGCCCAAAGCAUGGCUCCAUCAUAUAUCACCCAUCCAUCCUUCCCAGGCACAGAGGACCCUCUGCUAUCAACUGGACUCUAAUUAUGGGAGAUAAGAAAGCUGGGUUUUCUGUUUUCUGGGGUGAUGCUGGUUUAGACACAGGACCCAUCCUUCUUCAGAGGUCGUGUGACGUCGAACCCAAUGAUACAGUGGAUGCACUUUAUAAUCGAUUUCUUUUUCCUGAAGGAAUCAAGGCCAUGGUAGAAGCUGUCCAACUCAUAGCUGAUGGAAAAGCGCCUCGUACUCCCCAGCCAGAAGAAGGGGCAACAUAUGAACAUACCCGGAAAAAGGAAAAUGCUAAGAUUUCUUGGGAUCAGUCUGCUGAAGUUUUACAUAAUUGGAUCCGAGGCCACGAUAAAGUCCCUGGAGCUUGGACAGAGAUAAAUGGACAGAUGGUUACUUUCUAUGGCUCAUCAUUACUGAGUAGCUCCGUGCCUCCUGGAGAACCACUGGAAAUUAAAGGUGCCAAGAAGCCUGGUCUUGUUACCAAAAAUGGACUUGUUCUUUUUGGUAACGAUGGAAAAGCACUGAUGGUGAGAAAUCUGCAGUUUGAAGAUGGAAAAAUGAUUCCUGCCUCUCAGUACUUUUCAGGGGGUGAGACAUCAGUGGUAGAACUUACACCUGAGGAAAUGAAGGUGGCGGAGACCAUCAAGGCCAUCUGGGCUGGAAUUUUAAGCAACAUCCCUGUUAUUGAAGACUCAACAGAUUUCUUUAAAUCUGGAGGCAGAUCAAUGGAUGUUGCCAGGUUGAUUGAAGAGAUCAGACAGAAAUGUGGUGGACUUCAGUUACAGAGUGAAGAUGUUUACCUGGCCACCAAGUUUAAAGACUUCAUCCAAAAGAUCGUGAGGAAACUGAGGGGAGAAGACCAAGAAGCGGAGCUGGUAGUAGAUUAUGUUUCAAAGGAGGUCAAUGAAAUGACAGUAAAUAUGCCAUAUCAAUGUUUCAUAAAUGGACAGUUCAUAGAUGCUGAUGAUGGAAAGACUUACGACACUAUCAACCCAACAGACGGAUCUACAAUAUGCAAAGUGUCCUAUGCUUCUUUGGUGGAUGUCGACAAAGCAGUCGCAGCAGCAAAAGAUGCUUUUGAAAAUGGUGAAUGGGGACGAAUGAAUGCAAGAGAAAGGGGAAGACUGAUGUACAGACUUGCAGACCUAUUGGAAGAGAACCAGGAAGAGCUGGCGACCAUUGAAGCCCUCGAUUCAGGGGCUGUCUAUACCUUAGCUCUGAAGACUCACAUUGGAAUGUCUGUGCAAACAUUCAGAUACUUUGCUGGCUGGUGUGACAAAAUUCAGGGCUCUACGAUUCCAAUUAACCAAGCCCGUCCGAAUUACAAUCUGACCUUCACCAAGAAGGAGCCACUUGGAGUCUGUGCCAUUAUCAUCCCCUGGAAUUACCCACUGAUGAUGCUAGCGUGGAAGAGUGCUGCCUGUUUGGCAGCGGGCAAUACCUUAGUGCUCAAGCCUGCACAGGUUACACCCUUGACUGCUUUGAAGUUCGCAGAACUCUCUGCUAAAGCUGGCUUUCCAAAAGGGGUAGUCAACAUAAUUCCGGGCUCAGGUGGCAUAGCAGGACAACGCCUUUCUGAGCAUCCGGACAUCCGCAAACUUGGUUUCACUGGUUCCACUCUUAUUGGCAAACAGAUCAUGAAAAGCUGUGCUGUAAGUAACUUGAAGAAAGUUUCCCUCGAGCUUGGUGGCAAAUCCCCGCUUAUCAUUUUCAAUGACUGUGAAAUUGACAAGGCAGUGCGAAUGGGUAUGGGAGCAGUAUUUUUCAAUAAAGGAGAGAACUGUAUUGCAGCUGGGCGGUUGUUUGUGGAAGAAUCCAUCCAUGAUGAAUUUGUGACGAGAGUGGUAGAAGAAAUUAAAAAGAUGAAAAUCGGUGAUCCACUUGACAGAUCUACUGAUCAUGGACCCCAAAAUCAUAAGGCCCAUCUGGAAAAGCUUCUGCAAUACUGUGAAGCUGGAGUGAAAGAGGGGGCCACCUUGGUGUAUGGGGGAAGACAAGUCCAAAGGCCAGGCUUUUUUAUGGAACCAACUGUGUUCACAAACGUAGACGACCACAUGUACCUUGCCAAGGAGGAAUCCUUUGGGCCUAUUAUGGUCAUUUCUAAAUUCCAAAAUGGGGACAUCGAUGGAGUGUUGAAGAGAGCGAAUAAUACAGAGUACGGUUUGGCCUCAGGGGUUUUUACAAGAGACAUAAAUAAAGCUAUGUAUGUGAGCGAAAAACUAGAAGCGGGAACUGUUUUUAUCAACACAUACAACAAGACGGAUGUGGCAGCACCGUUUGGUGGAGUCAAACAAUCUGGUUUUGGAAAAGACUUAGGUGAAGAAGCUCUAAACGAAUACCUCAAAAUCAAGACGGUGACACUGGAAUAUUAGAACAGUGCCAUCAUCAAGAAACCCCUGGCAGACAGCACCAGUCCUGCGCUCUUGACACUUAAGAAGCCUUGGUAUGCUGCGGAAGAGGUAUCAGCCUUGAACCAAAAACACACACAAAUACCAUCAAGAGGGUCAGGCCACACGUCUAUGCAUUGACUUACAUGCCAGAGUAUUUUCUAAUAUACUUUUUAUACCUUAAAUGAUUUGCAGUUGGCAGUUGCUGAUUUUGGCUAUAUUGCUUUUUAUAUAUAUUUCUAAAAUACUGAGCUGCUUUUUUUCCAAGAUUAACCUAGCCAUGGCUGUUUAUUUGAAAACACCAAAUCAUGAAAUUAUAAGAUACUGGUACAUUUGUUGAAACCUUCGUACAAUAUAUACUGAUUUUAACCUUUGAACCAAACAUACAGAGUUAUAAAAAAGAUUUUCUAUCAUUUUGCUCUCAAGGAACAGUAUACUUUGUAAGGAAUGUGAAGGUAAUUCUUUUUAUUAUUACUAUGGAAUGAUGCAUCUUUGUGCCUUUGAUGUUCUAUUUCUUAACACACUGUGAUAGGUGACCAACCCACAAACAUUUAUUCAGUACCUACUAGGUACAGGUACAAGGUACUAUAUUACAUUCUGAGGAAUAUACAGAAUUUAAUGAGAUCUCUUUUCCUGCAUGGUUUAAAUUCUAGUAAAUAUUCAGCUUUUAAAACUAACUUUACAGUAUGAUAUAGUAGAAAGUAGAUGGCCUUUGAAGGCUCAACUUGGUUGAGAUCAUCUUACUAUCUAUGUGACUUUGGGCAACUUAGAUGACUUCUCUGAGCUUCAGCUUACUUGUGUGUAAUGGAGAUAGUAAUACCUUCCUCAGUGGAGCUAUGAGCCUUCAAUGCAAUAACAGAAGUAAAGCCCCUCUCACUGUGCUUUGCUCAUCAUAAACACUCAAAAUUGUUUCUCCUAUCACUAUUUAAAAAUAUAUAUUGAAAUAAAUUAACUAGUUGGAUUAUUCAUUUUCCCACAACCCCUUUCAUUAAUCAUUGAUUGCUAGACUAUUUCUCUCAUCCAUCAUUUUGGCCCAAUGCCUGAUGCAGAAAAAUGUCAUUCAGUGAAAAAUGGCAGCGGUAUGGAGAAGGGUUGCUUUUCCUUCUGUGGCUCACACAUCCCUCAUAGGACAUCUUCUUUUCAUUUUUCUACCUAAUGGUUCUGCCCCUUACUGCCUGUGAGAUCUGGGACAAGCUGGUUACUAAAGACCUCAGAGCCUAGGUUUGGUAUCUAAAAACUGGGGAUAAAAUUCCUCUUCAUAAGAUGUUGUAAGGAUUCAAUAAUAUCCAUCAUCCACCUAUCGAGGUGUUGGGACCACAGCUGGCACUCAAGGAAUGGGGACUGUGGUACCCAUGCAGCACUCACAGGGUUUCCUUUGUCAGACAAAAGUACUUAGGUGGGUAAAUAGCACCAUCCACCUAUGACUCAAAGUUGCAGAAAUCUCUGAAAGAUGGUCAAAGCAAUGAACUUCUACUAAUCCUCCUUUUAAAGGAAAAUUUCAGUGAACAUUCCCAUCUCUUUGGCUUUGAAGAAACCCUCAAGGGAGUACUUAUUACUUCGGUGACUCAGCAGCUCAUCAGGAGGGGAAUGAAGGGAAUCAAUAAACAACAAAACACCAUCAGAGGCAGAAAACACAGAGGGAAAGCUACCAGCUGUGAUCCUGGCAUCAUCAACAGAGCCAACUUUAACUCUAAGCAUUUGAAUACUCUCAGGGUCCAAGGUGACAGUUCAUAUUUGAAUAAAAUGACAAAGGCCUUAUAAAGGAACCACUUUUAAAUGAAGUGCUUUAGCUGAUUUCGUGUGAUUGAAAAUAUCACUUUACCAAAUAUUUUAACAAUAGAUGGAAUGGCAGACAAAAGCAUACCUGCUCGUCUGGACUGAUUUUACUCUCUAAUGUUAAUCUCCAUAGCAGUGGUUUUAUUUAAUCUUCCUUGGGCCACAAACCUCUUUAAGAAUAUGAUAAAUCUAUGGGCGCCUCUGUCCCUCUCCUAUCCCCAGGAUUCAUGUGCAGACACAUCAUUCCACAACUGGCUUCAGAGAAUUCAUACACCCUAAAGCCCAUGCCCGGGCCUCAGGUUAAGAGCUUCUUUUUGUAACAAGUUUUUAUAGCUGACUGCUGAUCAGGAUGAAAAGCUCCAUAACAAAAUAAGAUUCAUAAAAUCACCCAGUGAAUCCAAAUGGUAACAGAAGGGGCCACAGCCUGCUGGGUGAUUCGGUCAACACACUGGGUAAUUAAAGUAGCACCGUUCCUUCAGAUCACUGUUUUGUUAAACUACAGGAUACAGCUAUCAUGGGGAGGUGAUGACACUUGAAAGCACUUCUAUACUGGGCUUUGACCCAGUUUGUUCUGCUUUGAGCCCCUCCCCCAGAAUUUGCAUUUCAAACAAGUUCCCUAUUGAGAAUUUGCAUUUCCACCGCAGAUACACUGAAUCAGAAUCUACAUUGUAAUAAAUCCCCAGGCAAUUCUUACCUAUAACUUCCUGUGAUGUUAGAAAUGCAAAUUCUCAGCAGUGGUUUGAACCAGAGGAACUGGUUUGAAGCCCUGGUUCUACAUUCUGUAUAAUUCUCUGCGAUGUAUCACACGACCCCAUCUGCAUGCCUUUGCUAAAUUAAACAAAUUGCCACAGAGUCAUGGGCAACCUCGUGUCAGAAUAGAACUGUGCUCUAUAGGGUUUUCAGUGACUGAUUUUUUUGAAGAUCACCAGGCAGGUCUUUCUUCUAGGGUGCCUCUGGGUGAACCUGAACCUCCAACUUUUUGGUUAGCAGCUGAGCAUAUCAACCAUUUGCACAGCCUUUGCUAAAGCAGCCCCUUUUUGCUCACUCUUUCAGACUUUUCCUCCCUCCCCUUCCCCAAGCUGGGUUAAGUAUCUCUCCUCUACGCUCCCACUUGUCUUGAAAAUAGCACCUACCACUUGGUACUGAAAGAAAUUAUUUGCCUUCCUAAGUAGAUAUAAGUGGAGCCGUGACAGUGCAGUGGUUAAGUGCUACAGCUGCUAACCCAAAGGUCAGCAGCUCAAAUCCACCAGCUGCUCCUUGGAAACCCUGGAGGGCAAUUCUACUGUAUCCUAUAGGGUCGCUAUGAGUCAGCAUUGACUUGAUGGCAAUGGGUUUUGGUAAGUAGAAAUGAGCACCCUCCUUCCACUCCUAAGGUAGGCAGUCUGUCAGUAAUAAUAACAGCUGCUAUCAUUUAUUGAGAGCCUCCUGUGUGCCAGACACUAUGCCAAGCACUCAACAACGCCAUCAGAAAAAAUGAAGAAAUUGAGGUACUCUUCUUACUACGUUCACCACUACCACCCGAGCAAAGCCAUCAUCACCUCUUAUUUAGAUUAUUACUGACGUCUUCCAACUGGUCUUCCUGAUUCCUCCCUUGUAUGGUCCUGUCAGAGCCCUGGUGGGAUAGCAGUUAAGAGCUCUGCUCAAAACCUCUAAUGGUCCUGAUUUCACCUAGACUAAAGCCCAGUGUCUCACCAUGGCCUACAAACUCCUAUGUGGUCUUGCUCCCAGUUACCUCUGACCUCAUCUCCUGUAAUUUUCCCUCUCUCUGUUCUCACCACCGUGGCUGCUCGAUGUUCCUCAAACAUACCAGUCAUGCUCCUGCCUCAGGGCUUUUGCACUAACUCAGGUUUUAGUUUGACAGUGGUAACCCAGAUAUGCUGGUAAAUUCUUACCAACCCUCUGUGGGGGGAAAGCCCUGAUCUGUAGCCUUUUCUAAUUUCUGUGUCUAAAUAUUCUCACCAAGGUCUAUUUCAAGCUACCAGCUUGCUUCACCGAACACGGAGUUGGGAACAUUUGCCCGCAAUCAGAGCCAGUGCAGCAGGUGCCAGCACACCACUGCCUCUUCUUAAAGCUCUUUCUCCAUACACAACCUCACAGCUGGCUGCCUCACAUCCUUCAAGGCUCCCAUCAAACAUCAUCUUAUCAAAGACACAUUCACAGACCAUCCUAAGGUACCACCUAAGCCCCACAUUCAUACCUCCUCUGCCCUGUCAUCCUUUUAUCUCCCUUACCCCCGUUUUCAUACCACUUGUCAUUACCUGGCAUAUUCUGUGUUUAUCAUCAAUCUCGUCCCAUUAGAAUGUAAGCUUUGUAAGCAGGCGCUUGUUCUGUACAAUGCUGUAUCUCCAGUGCCUAAUACAGUGCCUGAUACUUAGGAGAAACACAAUAAAAAUUUGCUUUCAAAUGAAAAAGGUUCAGUAGCCUGCCCAAAAUCACACAGCUACUAGGUGGCAAAAUGAGUAUUCAAGCAAUGAAGUUGAUGGUCUUAACCAAGCUGAGAAAAUUUUUAUUCCCAGUGCCUAAGUUCUUAGGAGUCCCUGAAUAGCACAAAUGGUUAAGCUCUGGGCUAAUAACUAAAAGAUUGGUGGUUCAAACCCACCCACAGGUGCCUCGAAAGAAAAGCCCUGGCAAUCUGUUUCCAAAAGGCCAUAGCCAUGAAAACUCUAUGGAGUGCAGUUCUAUUCUGAAACACACGAGGCCACCAUGAGUCAGAAUCAACUUGAUGGCAACUGGUUUUAAAUCAGUUUCUGGGUAGCAUGUAGCAGGCACACAUGGAAUAUCUGUCAAACUAAAAACCUAAGUGAAUAAAAAAACUAUGUUAGUUAAAAAGCUAAUGUUAGCAAUAAUGGGUAUUAUCUACAAGAGCGUCUGUGGAAGUAGCUAGAGCUAGGAUGAGAAACCAAAUUUAGUUCCCUAUAUCUGUCCCCCAGAAACUAAAAGCUAUAGAGGGAAUCCUGGGCUAGAAGGAGGAUAUUGUCAGACACAAGAUGUAUUGAAUAAGGGGGAUUUUCAUCAUUAUUAUUGUAAUACAAAUAAUACCUCAGUGGAUUUUUUAAGUGAUUAAAUAAUACCUAAUUAUGUAAAAAAUACAUAAAAUGGGAAGGUAGGACUCGACCAUCAUCUUUCCACACAGAAGUAACCACAGAUGAUAUUUGGGAUUGUUCUGAACUUUUUUCUCUUUAUAUACUGGGGGUUUUGUUUCACAGAAUUAGUACAAUCCUAUGCAUAGUUUUGCUACCUUUUUUCAAGUAACAAUGUAUCAUGAGCAUCUAUGUCAAUAAACACACUUCUGCAUAUUUUUGUGACUCUUAUUCAACAUUGUAUUGCUGGACAUUUAGAUUUGCUUUUUGCUGUUUUAAAUGUGGCGAUAAAUGUUAUAUACAAAUUUGUGAACAAAGUCAUACUUACUUAGAUUAGGAUAAAUUCCUAAAAGUGGAAUUCCUGACUGCAAGGGUGUAUCGGUCUAUAACCUCACCAAGUUUCACCAAAUGUUUGCAACUAACGUGUACUAUUCUCAUAGCAUACCACCUCACAUUUCGUGAGCACCGUUCUAAGCACUUGAUGUGUAUUAACUCAUUAAUUCCUCACAAAAACCCUAUGAGGGAAAUGCUGUUAUCCCCAUUUUAUAGAUGGAGAAGCUGAGAAAAAUGGCUGGACUGGGAUUUGGAUCCAGACAGCUCCAGAGCUUGGGCUUGGGAAGACCAUGACUAGGUGUGGCUGACUGAUCUCAGCUCUUGGCUCCACUACUUACUUAUUGUGAGACCUUAGGAAAUUGUCGAGUAUCUUCAUGCCAUUUGACUCCUCUGUAAAAUGGAUACAAGCAGAAUAUCUCAUAAGGUUAUGGUCUUUUCUUAACAAUAAAAAAAGUAUUAUGUCAUGAAAUACGAAGUGCUGUAAUAGUACAGUCUGCAGGAUUGUUUGGUGGAGUGAGGGACUUAGUGACGUUCUUUGCUUCUAUCCUUGGGUACAGACUUUACCCACAGGCUGGCUCCACGUGUGACCACUAGAUGGCAGCAGUUCUAGGAAUCCUAUCCAGUCAAGCUAUGAUGGAUCCCCAGUCCUGUCUUCCAAAAAAAGCCAUCUCUUCAUGUGCCUUUUUAGGAACAAGAAAUUCUUCCCAUUCAAAAGUCUAAAAAGACUUUCCUCAUGCCUCACUGGGAAGGUCUGAGUUGCAUACCCAUUCUUAAGCCAGUCACUGCAAGAGUGAACACAAAGAAUGCAAGAUUAAACUGUUAGGGAAAGGCUACCAGUAAAAUUGUCCUUUUUCUUCACAAUGGUGAACCACUGACUUUUAAGCCGAGCUGCUUUAACUGACAUAAAGAGAAGGAAAAGAAACACUUAUUGUAUAUUCCAACUGCGUGAAAGGCACUAUGCUAGGCUUUGCGGGAAACACAAAUGAAAGUAAGAUGCAACCCCUUCCUGCCUUUCUUACCACAGCAGUGGAUACAGGCACAGUAAUACAAACUACAUUGCAAGGCAGUUUUUUUUUCAUAAGUACCAUUGUGAUGCACAAUAAAAAUAUGGGAUAGAUUGAAUGAAAUUUUUGCUUCAAAGACAUUACACCUAAUAUUCUGACAGGAAACUGUCAUAAAGCCAUAGGAAGAUAUUGCUCCACAGUGUGAAGAGAUUUUAUCAGUUUCCGCAGGAACAGUUCUCCACACAGCUGCCAUCAUCACACCUGGGCAGUCCUCACAGCGAGCACAGGCUGGACUAGUCAAAGCACAGCAGUGAUUUACUUUCCAACAAACUGCAGGGUAAACUGCUUUAAAAAAUAAAAAUAAAUCUUUAUUAAGGUAUAACAUACUUAUAGUACACAAAUGUUAAAUGUACAGCAUGAUGAAUUUUUACAUCUCUAUGGAUUGUGGUAAUUCUUGAAGUAACAGUGCCCGGCAGAUAUAGGAAGUGCUCCUUAAGUACUAGCUAGUUUCACCUGCCAAUUUGAUAGAUUUAAAAAAAAAAAGUCUUGGUUUCAUUUGCAUUUCUUUGAUAAAUAGCGUUAAAUUUUUUCUUUUUUCUUUUGUAACUUAUUUGUUCAUGUCCUAUGGCCUUUUACUGUAGAGAUAUUGGUCCUUUUUUAUUAGUUUGUAAGAGCUCUUUAUUAAUGAUUCUCACUUUUUCAUAUAUUGUAAAUAUUUUUCCAGCUUGUCCCUUGCCUUUUAAAUUUCUUUGCCACCUGCUGGUUUUUAAUAUUUAUGGGAACAAAUUUUCUGCUCUUCUCCUUUGUGAUUUCAGGCUUUGAUGUUACAUAUUUAAAAGAACCUUUCCCAACUUCAUGAUUAAAUCUUCACCCAUAUUUUAGUAUGGUACUCUUGUAAUUUUAUUUUUUUUAGAUUUAAAUCUAUAUAUAGCUUAUCUGGGCACAUGGUAUGAAGCUAGAAUCUAACUUGGUUUGAAACAGCCAGUUUUCACAUUGUAUAUUGAAUAAUUCAUCCAUUUUACAUGUUGACUUGAAAUGCUAUCCUCACCAUAUACUGAAUUUUUAUGUCUUCCUUUAUUCUCCUGUAUCACAACAAUGUCCAGAGAGGAACUGAAUUUAGUUGACUCCUUUAUCUGUAUAGGAAGCCUAGUUAGUUGUAUUACAUGAGCUAACCAGGGCACGAAAGAAAAUUAAAAUGUUUACAUGCUGGAAUCUAUUUCUAGACUGACUAUUCUCUUUCACUCAUCACUCAGCUUAUUUCUGCAUGGAUAUUUCAGUAUUCCCUGAAAAGUUACAUUUUUAUAUCCCUCUGACUGGAACAAUCUACCAUGGCUUAAAAUGUCCUGUACAGCCAUUAAUUCAUUUAUUAAUAUCAUUCAGUGCCUAUUGUGUGCCAUGUACCAGGUUAAAUAGUAAACCAAACAAAUUUACCUCUUCUCACAAUGUACCAUAAUAUUCAGUUGAAGACAAUCUUUACAUAUUUAAGCCAAUCAUGCACCACAGUUGUGUUCUUUGCUACACGGUAUAGCAUGAUACCCUUUCCAGCUGAGAAAUCUCAUUUCCAGAUCUGUUCAUCCUCCUCACACAUUAAGGCACAGCACAGGAAAGCUAGUACAUAGUGUUCAGUUUCAAUUUCCAACGGGAAGACCAGGAAGGACCUUGAGAAUAAUCUUCAGAGUAUUUACAAAGUGUCUUAAAAGAGGAGGAAAGACUAAGGUUCAAAAAAAAAAGGUUCAAAGAGAGCCCUAAAACAUAAGGCAACCAAGCGGCAUCAGUUCAACAGACAGGCAGUCAUUUAAAUUCUUAGAUUUAUUUCCUCUGCAAAAGUCAGGCUGCUGGCAGAUGAGAUCCCAAACAAGCUUAAUAAUGUUAAGAAUGAGGAAAAACUCUAGCCUGGGACCAUUCUGACUUUUGAAAGGGAAAACCACCUGUUGCCUGUCUUUGUAUUAUUCCCUCUUAUUUUUCUUGUGAUGUCUCUAUUUUCUACAUUUGACAGGUCUCAAACUGUGAGCAGUUUGGAACAGUUUUAAUAACAGACAAAAAGUGUUGCUUUAUGAAAAAAAAAAAAACAACAAACCCCCCAACGCUCCCAAC